Molecule: messenger RNA, 1275 nt
Organism: Drosophila innubila
Lineage: Eukaryota; Metazoa; Arthropoda; Insecta; Diptera; Drosophilidae
Product: actin, larval muscle
Exons: 3
Coding region: 92-1222 (376 amino acids)
Biological process (GO): mitotic cytokinesis
Source: RefSeq, a predicted model, not a curated record
CACAGAGAGAAUCACUCUGAUUGCUGUCGCUGUGCUAUAUACACGUCUGCUGCCUGCUCGCUAAACCCAAAAAACUCAACCUUUAUCCAAAAUGUGUGACGAAGAGGCAUCAGCUUUGGUUGUGGACAAUGGAUCCGGCAUGUGCAAGGCUGGCUUUGCCGGUGAUGAUGCACCACGCGCUGUCUUCCCAUCCAUUGUGGGUCGUCCCCGUCAUCAGGGUGUGAUGGUGGGCAUGGGUCAGAAGGAUUGCUAUGUGGGUGAUGAGGCGCAGAGCAAACGUGGUAUUCUCUCCCUGAAAUAUCCCAUUGAGCAUGGCAUCAUCACCAACUGGGAUGACAUGGAGAAGGUCUGGCAUCAUACCUUCUACAAUGAGCUGCGUGUGGCCCCCGAGGAGCAUCCCGUUCUGCUCACUGAGGCUCCACUGAACCCCAAGGCCAAUCGCGAGAAGAUGACACAGAUCAUGUUUGAGACCUUCAACUCACCUGCCAUGUAUGUGGCCAUCCAGGCAGUGCUCUCCCUGUACGCCUCCGGCCGUACCACCGGUAUUGUUCUCGAUUCCGGCGAUGGUGUCUCCCACACGGUGCCCAUCUAUGAAGGUUAUGCCCUGCCACAUGCCAUCCUCCGUCUGGAUCUGGCCGGUCGCGAUCUGACCGACUAUCUGAUGAAGAUCCUCACCGAGCGUGGCUACUCUUUCACCACCACCGCUGAGCGUGAAAUUGUGCGCGAUAUCAAGGAGAAGUUGUGCUAUGUCGCUCUGGACUUUGAGCAGGAAAUGGCCACAGCGGCUGCAUCCACCUCGCUGGAGAAGUCCUAUGAGCUGCCCGAUGGACAGGUCAUCACCAUUGGCAACGAACGUUUCCGCACUCCCGAGGCUCUGUUCCAGCCCUCGUUCCUGGGCAUGGAAUCCUGCGGCAUUCACGAGACUGUCUACCAGUCGAUCAUGAAGUGCGACGUGGACAUCCGCAAGGAUCUGUAUGCCAACAAUGUGCUCUCCGGCGGUACCACUAUGUAUCCUGGUAUUGCUGAUCGUAUGCAGAAGGAAAUCACCGCCCUGGCACCAUCCACAAUUAAGAUCAAGAUCAUUGCACCACCCGAGCGUAAAUACUCUGUAUGGAUCGGUGGCUCCAUUCUGGCCUCUCUGUCCACCUUCCAGCAAAUGUGGAUCUCCAAGCAGGAGUACGAUGAGUCCGGUCCCGGCAUUGUGCACCGCAAGUGCUUCUAAGCAACUCAAGCGAUACGCCAACAACAGCAACAACAACAACAACAACAACAACA